This is a messenger RNA of Penicillium paradoxum, 1233 nucleotides long. RefSeq lists its product as uncharacterized. Bases 1 to 1233 code for a protein of 410 amino acids. The record is from RefSeq and is a predicted model, not a curated record. The transcript has a single exon. NCBI's taxonomy places the organism in Eukaryota, Fungi, Ascomycota, Eurotiomycetes, Eurotiales, Aspergillaceae.
AUGUCUGCCACAGGUAACAAGGUCUCCACUAAGGCCGCCAGGCCAUUAGACCCCCGUGUGAGCCAGUGCUAUCAAGAAGCCAGCACUAGCCGGUGGGACUUGCGACCUCUCUUCCAAUCAUUCCUUGAAGACAGACCGACCGAUACCCUACUCGCCGUCCAAAAUCGAGAUCUUCUCAUUUCCUGGGACAUCAAAGCCAUCCACUACCUGAGACAAUGCCUGAGGGCGUGGGUCAUAAAUCGAGUCCCAGGCGAUGCAAUCGGCGCAUUCCUGGUGAUAGUCUUAUACGAACAAGAUUUCCACCUCGAUUACCGGCUGACUGCGUUGGUAAGAGACGGACAGACACAACUGCACAUCGCUCGUCGCAUAUUAGCAUUUUACCAACUCCGCGAUCUCCUCGGUGAUCCCAUCUGGGAUAACAUAGCAGUCUACCCGGAAGAAUAUGAUCCCAAAUCGCCCAGAUUGGGCGUAAGCAUUGCUGAAGAUACCGCCGCUGUCACGGAGGGCUUCCAGUGUCUGAUUUCCACACCGCAGCCUGCUGAUCCCAGAUGGCCGCACUUCCUGGGUUCGCUCAGCGACAAAGAAUUCGAAGAUCUCGUCAACCAAUUGGGAGAAAGUCAGUAUACCAAUGGGAAAAGUUCGCCUCCCUUGUUCACUGGCGCAGAUAAGCGAGAUCUUCCCAUCCUCCAAGCAUUCCGGAGAUUCACUAUCCACAAGGACGACCUCUGGGCGGAUCUUCCUCUGCUCCAAUAUGGGCCUGUUCAGGAUAGACAUACCCCGCAGACUGAUAGGUCACAGAAUAGCCCUCUUCCAGCCAAACCCCUGCUCCCGCUCCCUCCCAGCCCAUCGCUGUCGCCUCGGGUUUCUUCAUCUGCGCGUGUGUCGACCCGCAACGCAGAAAGAACGGCUAGGACCGAGUCAGUAGAUAGGGUGCACAGUAAGAUGGUUACUAUCCGAAAGAGUAAGAGUAAGACUGACCUGAAUUCCUCGUCUGGCGAAAAAUCCCCUAUUAAUGUCGACAAGCCACUUCCGCAUGUCCCAUACUAUGUGGUGACGGAUGAUGAUAUUCCUCCUGCUGUUCCUCGGCCUCUAAAGAAGACAGGAUGGGAAGACUUGCGCAAAACUCGAAAUCGUGAAGCUUCAAUAAUUGGAGCCAGUGGAUCUGGAGGUGGUGGAAAUCGUAAAGCUUCAAUAAUAGGUGGAUCUGAUGGUACAUACUAUACAUUCUUCUGA